AUGGCGGGAGAUUUCGACGAGGACGGGUUGCUAGAUGAUGAGGAGGACGAGGAUGAUGAGGGCGACUGGGAGUCGGCCAGCAACAACAGCGAGGAGGUGCGGGCGCUGCUGGCUGCCCUGGGCGCGGGCGGCGGCGGCGAGAGCGGGGGCGGCGGCGGAGAGGACGAGGGGCCUUUUUGGGAGCGCCUGUUUGACAGGGGCACGCUCGUGUGCUGCGGCGCCGUGCUGGGCGUGUGCACUGCGACGCUGGCCGUGCUCGCGCUGCGCGCAAGUGCCAGUGCGCGGGGUACGGCGCGGCAGUGGUACUGCCCGUACCCCGGGUGCAAGAGGUCGUUUGCGGAGCUCUGGCGCCUCAAGGUACACUACCGCGCGCCCCCAGAUGUGCGCGGCAGCGGCCGGGAGCGCGGCCACGGCACGGAGCUCACGCACUGCCCCAAGUGCGGCAAGGGCCUGAAGCCCGGCAAGCACCAUGUGGGCUGCGCGGCGGGGCGCACGGCGCCGCGACAGGCCUCCAAGCGGUCGAGAUCGUACGGCCUGCCGCAGUUUGGCGCCGCCCCUGUGGAGCCGCAGCCUGUGCAAUUCAGCCAGUACAGCGGCGACCUUUCAGCAGCGGCCGGCGCUGCCGCGGCCGCGGCGGCCGCGGCGUCGUUGCAGCAGCAGUUCGGUGGCGAGUUCUACUUCCACCACCAGCAGCUCAUGGUGCUUCAGCAGCAACAGCAGCAACAGCAGCAACAGCAGCAGCAGCAGCACGUGGCCCAGCAACAGCAGCAGCAGCAACAACAUCAGCACUUGCCGCAGCAGCAACAGGAGCAGCCGCCAGAGCCGCAGCUGCCGCCGCAGCCGCAGCAGCAGCAACAGCAGCCCGCCUUCAUGGGCCCGCCACCGCCACUGGUAGGCACGCCGCAGCUGGGCGGGCCCGCCGCGCCCCCGAGCGCAGACGCGCUCGCGGCGCUCAUGCCGCCGCCCGGCGCGCGGCCGCCCGGCCAGCACCGCCGCGCCAGCGGCACAGGCGCGACGCCCGUGGCGACGCCACACCAUGAGGGGGCGGAGGAUCUGGCCAGUGAGGACCUGCACGACCUCUUUGACGGCUUUGACGACUGGAUCUCCCGCGUGCCCUCGCCGCCGCCGCCGAUGCCGCCGCCGCAGCCCACCGGCUUCGCGGGCGCCCCCUUCGCGGCAUUCGCUCCCCCCGCGCAGCACGUAUACCAUGCGCCGUCGGUCGCGCCGCCGCAGCUGCCGCCGGGCGUUGCCCCGCACCCGCAGCAGCACGCGGCUCCGCAGCAGGCGCAGCAGCAGGUGCAGCAAGUGCAGCAGGUGCAGCAGCACAUGCAGCAUGUGCAGCCGCACAUACAGCAGCCUCCCCAGCCGCAGCACGCGCCGCAGCUCGCGCCACAUCCGCAGCACAUACCGCAUCCGCAGCAGGCGCCGCCGCCGCAGCAGCACGCGCAGCAGCACCUGUUGCAGCACCCGCAGCAGCCGCAGUAUGCGCCUCUGCCGCACCAGCAGCCUGUCCAGCAGCAGCACGCCCCUCCGCAGCCGCCGCCGGCGCUGCCGCACCAGCCGCCGCCGCAACAGCAGCAGCAGCAGCAGCAGCAGCAGCACCAGCCGCUGCCGCCCCAGCAGCACGCGCCGCCCCAGGCGCAGCAGCGCCCCGGCAUCCUGUUCAACUUUGCGCAGUUCCAGCAGCCGCUGCCGCCGCAGCCCGCGCAAGCAGUAAGCAUGCCGCGGUCCAUGAUGCCGUCUCUAGAGGACGAGUCAUUCUCCGACCUGUGGGCCCCAGACACCACGUUCGAGCACCGCUCAGACGGUGACGUCAUGCAGCUGCUGUUCGGCGCGCCUGACCGGCCGCCUGAGAUGGCCACCAUCCACCUGCACCAGUUCUUGGACGAUGGUGCGGGCGCGGCGCCCUCGCCGCCGCCGUUGUCGCCGCUGGGGUGGGGCGGCGGCGGGCACGGGCACGACGGCGGCGGCGGCGGCGCGCAGCGGGGGGGCGGGCCCGGCGCGCAGGGGCAUGGGGGUGGCGGCGCGGCGCAUGCGGAUGGUGCGGCGGAGGGCUAUGGGGUGCAGCCGCAGGCGCAGCACUCGGUGCUUCCGGAUCUGCCGGGCAGGGGCGGCGGCAGCGGCGGGGGCGGGGCGCCCCCACAAGCGCACUACGCGCAGUUUGCCAGCGGCGCGCACCAGUCGUCACCGCCGCCGCAGGGUGGCCACGCCCCCCAGCCGCAGGCGCACGCGGCCGGGCUGGGAAUGGGUGGCAUGGGCAAGGGCGCCUGGGCGUUGCCGCCGCUGCCUCGGCAGCAGCAGCAGCAGCAGCACGCCGGCGGCGGCCACAUCAACGGCAAGGGCCCGGAGCAGGUUCCAGGCGGCGGCGGCGGCAUUGCAGCGGGCGUCGACGGAACAGCGGUUGGCAUGGUGAAGAGCGAGGCGGCCAGGCACUGCGGGGAGGAGAGCGAGGCCGGGGCCAAGGCGCCGCCCGAGGCCGCGACCAUGUACAGCCUUCUGUCGUCGUGCGAGUGA
Messenger RNA from Monoraphidium neglectum, 2514 nucleotides. Its product is annotated as regulator of CO2-responsive protein. Gene Ontology annotation, cellular component: guanyl-nucleotide exchange factor complex. The record is from RefSeq and is a predicted model, not a curated record. The transcript is spliced from 5 exons. NCBI's taxonomy places the organism in Eukaryota, Viridiplantae, Chlorophyta, Chlorophyceae, Sphaeropleales, Selenastraceae. The coding region runs from base 1 to 2514 and encodes 837 amino acids.